UUUCAAGAUGCAGUCUCAACGUUUUCUUGCCACAAUUUGUCUGUGUUUAGUCUCGGCCUAUGCUGUCUAUGCCAUUCAAGUUCAGACCUAUGGACAUCUUUUCCACCCGCCAGCCGCCGAAACACCCCAUCAUAAGGAGGAAAAACAAGAUUUAAAUAAAAUACCCGGUGUGCCAGGUGUCGACUAUCCGGUAUAUCAUGAAGUGCCACACACCUCUUUCUCUUGUGCCCAUGUCCCCGCCGUGCCUGGUAUGUAUGCCAAUGUGGAGACCGGCUGCCAAGCCUAUCACGUCUGUCACGAUGGCCGUGAAGGAGAUCAGGGAGCAUCGUUCUUAUGUACAAAUGGUACUAUUUUCAAUCAAAAAGAAUUCGCCUGUGACUGGUGGUACAAUGUCAAGUGCGAGGAGGCUGUCAACUACUAUCAAUUGAAUGCUGAUCCAGAACACAAUCCUUAUACGCCCAAGAAGAAAAUCAUUGAAGAGGAACAUUUGGCCCCCGUCCAUCCCCAACAUGGUCAUGGUUUUCUUAUUCACGCCUAAAUCUCUCGUUUUUAUGAAGAUUUCAAAUCUUCUUCUCGUCGUCUUUACAUUGUUGUUUUUUCGGUUCAUCACAUCAUUGUUGAAAUCAAUUCAUUUGUCCAUUAAAAUUAUUUUGUUUAUUGGUAUUGGUCUUAAUACUCCCAACAUUUCCAAGGUAUUACAAACUACGACUGGUUAACUAUUGUUAUUCAUAUUCAACGGAAUUCUUCGAGUAGGAUAAUUCUGAAAGUUUGCAAAUAUGGGGGCCAUACCAAAACGUGGACCUGCACAGAAAAUUAUCUGUUAUAGGCUG
Messenger RNA from Musca domestica (house fly), 830 nucleotides. RefSeq lists its product as uncharacterized. Lineage: Eukaryota; Metazoa; Arthropoda; Insecta; Diptera; Muscidae. The record is from RefSeq and is a predicted model, not a curated record. The coding region runs from base 8 to 538 and encodes 176 amino acids. The transcript is spliced from 4 exons. Gene Ontology annotation, cellular component: extracellular region. Gene Ontology annotation, molecular function: chitin binding.